GUACAUUCUAUCAUCUAUAGCACAACUGCUCAUACAAUUUAUCUAGUUUUCGAUUAUUUCGUCGAUUUGUAUUUUCAUGUGUAUUUUUUUUAUUCUGAAUUUUAUUGUCUGUGUUGUCUGUGUGUUUAAGCAACACGAGUUGCCGUAGUAACCGUAAAACAGCAAAGGCACGAGCGCUGCUAGUCAGAUAGACAGGUUAGCCAAAAUAACACUGUUUCAUCUUAAAAGUUUAAAUUAAUGCAGUUAAAUACAUAUAACUUUUAAUUGGACCUGAAUGAACAUGAUUUCUUCUACCGAGUCUUUGCUAAAGUAUGACAACCCAGAGCUGGUGAGCAAAAACACCGAGAAGAUCUCACCAAAGGCUCGACCUCUGAAGGUUAGUCCUCAGCAGCCUGUCAUCUCUGGUCCAGUUCCACCACCACCCAAACCCAAAAGCCCUUCAUUUGAUGCCAUUAAACAGCAAACAGAAGAGAUUCUUAAUACCAUCCUACCACCAAGGGAAUGGGUGGAGAAUAAUCAGCUGUUGGUACAGCGGGUGUCCAGCAUGCCAUGUACCCGGAUAGACGUCAUUCAUCUGCAAGAGGAACUGGAUCUCAGACUGCAGCAGAGACAGGCCAGAGAUACGGGCAUCUGCCCUGUCCGCAGAGAGCUCUACACACAGUGCUUUGAUGAGCUAAUCAGACAAGUUACCAUCAAUUGUGCUGAGAGAGGUGUGUUGCUUUUACGAGUGAGAGAUGAAAUUCGCAUGACUAUUGAGGCCUAUCAGACUUUAUAUGAGAGCAGUGUGGCCUUCGGCAUGAGGAAAGCUUUGCAGGCUGAGCAAGGGAAGUCAGACAUGGAGAAGGAGAUUGCAGACUCAGAGAAUGAGAAGAGGGAAUUGGAAAUGCAGGUGAACGAGCUGAAGGCAAAAUGUGAGGCAAUUGAGAGACGAGAAAGUGAACGGAGACAAGUCGAAGAGAAGAAGCACACAGAGGAGAUCCAGUUUCUCAAACGCACCAACCAGCAACUGAAGACCCAGUUGGAUGCCAUCAUUGCACCAAAGAAAUAAAGGUGUUAUGCUUCAGAUUAUUUCUAAACAAAUCUUUCAAUAUAAUAAUGUUUCAACAUGUUUACUUUAUUUAGGAGUUCUCCUUUGGUGUACAUUUUCAG
This is a messenger RNA of Tachysurus vachellii, 1149 nucleotides long. It is a transcript of the gene dnali1, whose product is annotated as dynein, axonemal, light intermediate chain 1. Bases 275 to 1048 code for a protein of 257 amino acids. Gene Ontology annotation, cellular component: axoneme; filopodium. The transcript is spliced from 6 exons. NCBI's taxonomy places the organism in Eukaryota, Metazoa, Chordata, Actinopteri, Siluriformes, Bagridae. The record is from RefSeq and is a predicted model, not a curated record. Gene Ontology annotation, molecular function: dynein heavy chain binding.